AUGUCUCACGGAUGUAUUCCAGCUGAUCGCGAUUAUUCAUUUUUAACGUGGAAGGAAAUUGAGUCAAUGCCGGAUAAAGAAAACGUUGUGAUCAUCCAGCCGGUUGGUGCUGUAGAGCAACAUGGUCUUCAUUUACCAUUGGCCAUCGAUUAUGUAAUUGGUCUUGCUGUUGUUGGUAAAGCACUCGCUCUGGUACCAUCAGAUAUUCGUGCUUAUUCACUACCUUCACAGCAGUUUGGUAAUUCCGUUGAACAUAUUUCAUUUCCGGGCACAAUAAGUCUUACUCCAACGACGCUCAUAUCCGUGUUAACUGAAAUCGGUGAAAGCGUCUAUCGUGCCGGUUUCCGGAAAUUUGUGUUUUCAAACUCGCAUGGUGGUAAUCUCGAAAUAACUGAUCUUGUUGCAAGAAGUUUGCGUGUGAGUCACUCAGAUUUUCU
Molecule: messenger RNA, 437 nt
Organism: Didymodactylos carnosus
Lineage: Eukaryota; Metazoa; Rotifera; Eurotatoria; Philodinida; Philodinidae
Source: the annotation of a GenBank genome assembly